Molecule: messenger RNA, 1026 nt
Organism: Colletotrichum karsti
Lineage: Eukaryota; Fungi; Ascomycota; Sordariomycetes; Glomerellales; Glomerellaceae
Product: methyltransferase domain-containing protein
Exons: 4
Coding region: 1-1026 (341 amino acids)
Molecular function (GO): methyltransferase activity
Source: RefSeq, a predicted model, not a curated record
AUGGCGACCAAUGCCCAGCUUCCGCCCGGCGCUAUUGAGGCAGUCAAUGCACCCAACGAUGACAGUGAAUUUGAUCCCGUUGAAUGGGAUGCCUCGUCCGUUGACUCAGCAUCGGUUACCUCGAGCAUUUACGCUCACGAAUACAAUAAUGGGCGUCGAUACCACAGCUAUCGACAUGGCCGUUACCCCAUGCCCAAUGAUGAGACAGAGCAAAGCCGAGAAGAUAUGAAGCAUACCAUGAUGCUCGAGGUCACCGAUGGCAAGCUUUUCUAUGCUCCUAUUGCGGAAGAUCCCCAGAAAAUCAUUGACAUUGGAACUGGUACCGUGGCCGACCUUUACCCCAGCGCGUCCAUCAUUGGUAUCGACUUGUCUCCCAUUCAGCCAACUUGGACUCCACCCAAUGUCAAGUUUCUUGUCGAUGAUGCUGAAGAUGACUGGCUGAACGGGGAUGACUUUGAUCUUGUCCACUUCCGGGCCAUGUCUCCUAUCCUGCCAAAGCUCGACAAAGUAAUUGGGCAGGCCUACAAUCACAUGAAGCCCGGGGCUUGGAUUGAAUUUCAGGAGCUCCACGGACAGAUUCACUCCGAUGACGGGACCAUGGCAAAGGACGACAAGCUGAAAGAGUUCUAUGAACUCGUCGCCGAAGCCUUCCAGGGCCUCGGUAUGGACUUUCACAAGGCCCGCGACUUGAAACCCCACCUCGAAUCCGCCGGAUUCAAGAACAUCCACUGCGAGGUCAAGAAGAUUCCAGUCGGGACCUGGCCCAAGGACCAGACGCAACGGUUGAUCGGCUACUUCUCGAAACAGGCCAUCAACAUGGCCGCGCCCGCGUUCACCGGUAAACCGUUCGAGGCAAUGGGCAUCUCCAAGGUGGAGGCCCAAGUCUGGUGCGCGACCAUCAAGAAAGACAUGGAGGACAACAGCAAGCACCGCUACUACAACAUGUUUUUCUGGUACGCCCAGAAGCCAGAGAACGCCCCUGCGACUGACGGCGGCGCUGGUGCCUCGGGAGAGGAAGAGGCUUGA